AUGGCUAAAGAUGACCCUAACAAUUUGUGGACCGAAGAUUUUCUCAACACUAUUGCUCCAGGUGGAUUGCCUCCUCACAGGCUUAUACUCAAGAUAGGUGCUCCGAUAAUUCUUUGGAGGAAUCUUGAUCCCAGUUAUGGUCUUUGCAACGGCACGAGGUUGCGAUGCAAAUAUUUGUAUAGAAACUUCAUUGAUGCGGAGAUCAUUACUGGUAGUUGUUCAAGGCUCAGAGUCUUGAUUCCAAUGAUACCCAUGGAACCUCCCAAAGAGGUGAUACCCCCAUUCAAGUUCGUCCGCAAGCAAUUUCCAGUUCGUGCAGGUUUUGCACUUACGAUAAACAAGGCACAAGGGCAUACAAUACCACAUGUUGGUAUUUAUCUACUAGAACCGGUGUUUAGUCACGGACAAUUAUAUGUUGCUUUGUCUAGGGGAGUUUCAAGAACUACAACAAAAGUGUUAGUUAAGAAUGGAGUUCUUCUGGAUGUCUCUGAAACAUGUAUUAAAAAUGUUGUGUUCCAAGAUGUUCUCAGAUCGUCUGACAUUUCUAUAGCAAAUAACUAA
This is a messenger RNA of Papaver somniferum (opium poppy), 561 nucleotides long. RefSeq names its product ATP-dependent DNA helicase PIF1-like. The record is from RefSeq and is a predicted model, not a curated record. The transcript has a single exon. Lineage: Eukaryota; Viridiplantae; Streptophyta; Magnoliopsida; Ranunculales; Papaveraceae. Bases 1 to 561 code for a protein of 186 amino acids.